AUGGCAGAUUGGGAUUCCAACACCCUCGUGCAUGAGCUACGACAAGGAAUGGAGCUAGUAAGGCAGCUCCAAAUCUCUCUCCACUUGCCUUGCUCAUCCCAAGAAAGCCAUGAGAUUCUUGUCCAGAAGAUCAUAGUUUCGUUUCAAAGGGCACUUAGAAUGGUGAACAUGAGAAUGGGGCUAGUGGGGAAUCCUUCUCCUCAUGUAUUGCGCUCAGUGGUUGCAAUGCCAAAGUCACAGUCACCACCUUUCAGCGGAAGUCCUCGCAGUGAAAACUCAGACCAAGAUCUGAGGGAAAUCAACCGAAGUUCCCCCAAAAAUAGGUAUGAGGAGGGCUAUACCAAGCUGGAGUAA
Sphenostylis stenocarpa is the source of this 354-nucleotide messenger RNA. The record is from the annotation of a GenBank genome assembly. Lineage: Eukaryota; Viridiplantae; Streptophyta; Magnoliopsida; Fabales; Fabaceae.